Molecule: messenger RNA, 4162 nt
Organism: Branchiostoma floridae (Florida lancelet)
Lineage: Eukaryota; Metazoa; Chordata; Leptocardii; Amphioxiformes; Branchiostomatidae
Molecular function (GO): chitin binding
Source: RefSeq, a predicted model, not a curated record
UCGUACAGAGAAACUGUAAGAACAGAGCGACGUAUCACGAUGAGGAUGUCCCGGACAACAUGAACGUUCACGGCAUCUUUGACACGGACGUCUCCUCCUACGUCUUCGAGUCAAGAGAGGCUUAUCGCCAUUCCCUUCAGAUGAAGGCCGGGAUGUCAUUUUCUGGAUUCGGCUUCCAGGGGGCCGUUGAAUCAGCAUAUGGGAAAUCGACAUCAAACGAGAAACAGUCCUUCAUGUCUCUUAUUCAGUGUAACGUAGUAAGGUAUGAAAUCUUCCUGGAUGAAAUCUCGCCGGAUACCCUGAGUCUGCCCUUCCUGCGGGAUUUCUUGUCUCUUCCAAAACAUUUCAUUGAGGGGAAGGCACAACUUCAAAAGUUCAUCUUGCGCUAUGGAACUCAUUUCAUUAAGUCAGCAACGUUUGGCGGUUCCUUCAAGCUGUUCAAGACUCAAGAGGCCUCACAGACUGAAAGUCUCGAGGAUUUCUCCAUUCAAGCCCAGGCCUCUUAUAAUUCUCUUUUUUUCAACGCCGGUGGUCACGCUGGAUUUGGGAUGUCCAGUGGAUCCUCGUCGUCUUCCAAGACUUCCAGCACCCACGUGACAAUUGAAGGAGGCGACCAGGAAGUUGCAUCCAUCGUAGCUGACUUCUACUCAACCGGGUUCAAAGACACCUUUACCGAGUGGCUGAAGUCCAUCCCCACCUUCCCCAAACCCAUCGAGAUGUUCAUGGGCACCAUGUCGGAGCUGUUAAACUUGAACUACAGGCUUCUGUUCCCUUUUGACAUUGGUGAUGCUGCAAGCGGUUGCUUCAGUGAAAAUCUCAGGACCGAGGAGGGCACAGGAAGGAAGUAUUAUGAGGUCGCCAAGCUAGUGAACAAGACCCAUGGAGUUGAGACUGUAAAUGAGAAACGGUACUGUGACUUUACGUCUGCAGAGAGGUUCGAAGAAGCAAUGGAUAGGAAACGCCUCGCAUUGGAAAGAGCAAUUGUUAUUUACAUGGAAGAGGGCCCUGUCCCCACCACGGAUUUCCACCUGAAAGGGGGCAAACCUGGAUGUACGACACAAGCAUUGAAACUGAGGGGGGGUGCUGCUGGAACUACCUACCCCACCUGGCUGGAACUCAUCAAUGGAGACACGUACAGGAUCAUCUUUGAUCUUCCUGAAAGCAUCAACUACGACCUUCAAAAGAACACUGAGGCCUUCCUGGUUUUUGCACGAAACAGAUGGAAUUGUCACGCCCCUGGGGCCGACGUACACCUGUACGACAGCUAUGUUAAUGGUGGGAGUGGCGACACCAACAACAAGAAGGUGUCCUGCUUUGGCUUUGUGAUGACAUAUGUGGAAUCAACUGGAACGUUUUCUGUCACACCUCAAGAUCAGGAAGCUUCCAAGCAGGAAUUGAAGAAUUUGCCUCGCAACUAUGCCAACAAGGAUGUUGCCAGAGCUGAAUAUAUCAGCCCGUUAGAGCACUCACAAGCAAAAGGAGGUGCUAUGGCCAGUAUAGUUGAAGCGCCCUGCACUGUGAAGUGGUCCAACUCGUACCAAAUCAAGCCCGCGGAGGAGGGAGGAAGGUGUCUGUACUUCUUUGCGGCAUCCGCAGGCGACAUUUUUGUCGUAUUUUCUGCCAUUCCGAGGGAUAAGACAACCUGGUACCAUGUCCAGAUCAGUUUCCAAGGUGUUGCGCUCUACAAGGGAAUGCAACUGGUAAAAUAUGAGGGAGCGAAGAAAGCCCGAAGUCUCGGUGACCCCAAGCUGUUUCAGCCUUACUUCAUCUGUCUGGAGGAAGACAAUGAAAAAAUGCAAACCUACAUCAAAUACGGCAUCGGCUCUGACACUUCCGAAAAAGGACUGGUCUACAUGGUCUACAUUGAUAAGAGUCCACCACUCGGCAUUCGUUUCUACUCAUUUGGCACCGGGGAAAAUGACUUGGAGAUCAUGGACGCCCGAGUCAUCGAGGGAGGAGCCACGGGAGAGAUGGAAUGUUCAGGGGGAACUGUCUUGGAGGAUGGGAUUUGUGUGGAGGACUGUCAUCCCGAGUGUAACGGAUGUAUUCCAAGGUCCCCCGGAUCGAGACUUGACACAGAAUGCCGCUCGUGUAAGCAUUUCUCCAUCCCCAAGGGUGGCGGACUCAUCCAGUGCGUCGCAGAAUGCCCACCCGAUACCAUAGCAGCCGCCGAUGGUGUGACAUGCAUAUGCAAGGAUUUCGUCGUCGUCAAAGACGAUGGAAGUAACCAGUGCGUCUCAGCGUGCCCAGCCGAUAAAAAAGUAGCCUCUGAUGGCAAGACGUGUGGAUCUAAGUGGAGAGAUGACUCUCGUUGUGGACCAAGCUUCCCAGCAAAAGGAGCCAACCCUGGCCAGUGUGACCCGGGAGGACCUAAUCCCUGUUGUUCCAGUCAAGGCUAUUGUGGGAGCACUGAGGCUCACUGCACCUGUGAAGGCUGUGAGGACUAUCGAUAUCAAUGGCUGGCACGGGAUUCGUCAUGGGUUGUGGACUCGAGUGGUACACCGUGGGUCAGCAACGGAGUGACACAUGAUGCAGCAAAAGCUUUGGAUGGAGUCGCGGGGACAUACUGGAACCCCGUCGGCACCGAUCGGCACUCCGCUCGACACAUCGUCCUUGACCUCAAAGAGCCCCACACCCUGACCCGCAUCGCACUCAACAACUUUGGAAACACCGUCCAUGACAUUAAAGCCUUCAAGUUGCAAAAGUCGACGCUUUGGAGUCCAUUCCACUGGGAGGACGUCGUGUCAGUUACUGACGUGAAGGUUGGGACGGACCGGCGUCAGGAGUUUGGUGGAUUCAGGGCAACAGCGCGGUACUGGAGGUUGUUGAUCACUCGGACCUCCGAAGGCUGGCAGCCAAGGCUCAGAGAACUGAACCUCUAUGGAAUCUCAUCUCCAUGGAAUCCUAGUCCAGCUAAGUGGAGAGAUGACUUUCGUUGUGGACCAAGCAUCCCAACAGAAGGAGGCAACCCUGCCCAGUGUAACCCGAAAGGACCUACUCCCUGUUGUUCCAAUGGCGGGUGGUGUGGGAGCACUGAGGCUCACUGCACCUGUGAUGGCUGUAAGGACUAUCGAUACGAAUGGCUGGCACGGGAUUCGUCAUGGGUUGUGGACUCGAGCGGUACACCGUGGGUCAGCAACGGAGUGACACAUGAUGCAGCAAAAGCUUUGGAUGGAGUCGCGGGGACAUACUGGAACCCCGUCGGCACCGAUCGGCACUCCGCUCGACACAUCGUCCUUGACCUCAAAGAGCCCCACACCCUGACCCGCAUCGCACUCAACAACUAUGGAAACACCGUCCAUGACAUUAAAGCCUUCAAGUUGCAAAAGUCGACGCUUUGGAGUCCAUUCCACUGGGAGGAUGUUGUGUCAGUUACUGACGUGGAGGUUGGGACGGACCGGCGUCAGGAGUUUGGUGGAUUCAAGGCAACAGCGCGGUACUGGAGGUUGUUGAUCACUGAGACCUCCGAAGGCUUUCAGCCAAGGCUCAGAGAACUGAACCUCUUAGGAGUCUUAUCUCCACGGAAUCCUAGUCCAGCUAAGUGGAGAGAUGACCAUCGUUGUGGACCAAGCCACCCAACAGAAGGAGGCAACCCCGCCCAGUGUAACCCGGGAGGACCUACUCCCUGUUGUUCCAAUGGCGGGUGGUGUGGGAGCACUGCGGCUCACUGCACCUGUCAUGGCUGUGUGAACUAUGGAUAACAUCCUUAUGGAAGAUGGAGUCAUCCGUGCUAUGGAGGCUGACGAUCCAUAUACCAUGAAAGAUUGAAAGUCGGCGAGAUCUUACCUUCAACCAUAAAUACAGUAUGUUAUAUUUCAUUGCCCCCUGACAAUUGUAGUUCUUAGCUGUAACAGGAUGUUUUGAUGUUUUGAAACAUGCGACAUGCUGGAAAGCCACGUAUCAGUCAAAAUGAAGCAGAAAUGUAACAAAAAAGGAAAUAUUUUGUAGUGGAUUCAGCUUAGCGGUGAAUCUCUCACUCUUUUCUCGGAACAUUCUUAGUGUAUGGAGCAUGCUAUCAACUUAUAGCUGUCCCCAUUUACUCACAGUAUCAAUACACUCCGAGUUUGUGUUAUUUCUCCGGUAAAGGAGUACAAAGCUAUCAUACUGUUGGUUUAUACAUACUGUUUUUUGGUUGUUGCACAAAUCUUAUCAAAGCAUUCCC